Molecule: messenger RNA, 3576 nt
Organism: Cygnus atratus (black swan)
Lineage: Eukaryota; Metazoa; Chordata; Aves; Anseriformes; Anatidae
Product: keratin, type II cytoskeletal 2 epidermal-like
Biological process (GO): keratinization; intermediate filament organization
Cellular component (GO): keratin filament
Molecular function (GO): structural constituent of skin epidermis
Source: RefSeq, a predicted model, not a curated record
AUGAAAACCCCAAAUUAUUCAUCUGCAUCAACCAAGCCCCGCUUCUGGGAUGUGUAUAAAGGAGGCUCUCAGGGGUGUCAGAGCAGAGGGGCCCUUUUUGAGCUGCUCUCUUCCAGCAGCCCCACAUCCCUGAUCCUGUCCCUGGUCACAUCUGCCAGCAUGAGCCAGCAGCUGUCAGCUGGGAGGUGUCGUCAUGGGAGGAAUUUCUCAGCAUCUUCUGUUGUGAGCGGUGUGAGCCGCUGCCAGAGCAGCACCUUCCCCUCUGCUGCACCACUGGGCAGAGGGCACGGAGCCUGGAGCAGCCAAAGCCUCUGUGACGUGGGGGGCUGGAAGUGGAUUUCUGCUGGCCACAGCCUGGCACGGGCGGGCUGUGGAGGGUGGGGGCACAGGGGUGUACGCGCCUGCAGUGAAAGGGGGGGUCAGGGGAGAGCCUUCAUCUGCAGAAGUGAAGGUAUUCAUGUGGUGCACGUCAACGAGAGCCUGCUGCAGCCUCUUGAUGUGAAGAUCGACCCCGAAAUGCAGCACAUCCGAAGGCAGGAGCGAGAGCAGCUGAAGAGCCUCAACAACCAGUUUGCCUGCUUGAUUGACAAGGUGCAGCGUCUGGAGCAGCGGAACAGGCUGCUGGCCACCAAAUGGGACCUCCUCCAAAAGCAGGUCCUGCCAUCCCAGAAGAACUUCAGGCAGGUCUUCGACAACUUCAUCUGCAGCCUGCAGAGGCGGCUGGACUCGCUGCUGCAUGAGAGGGAGAGGAUGGAGCCUGAGCUGAACAACACGGAGAAGCUUGUUGAAGAGUUCAAAUGCAAAUACGAGCAGGAAGCAAGCAGACGCACAGCUGCUGAGAAUGAGUUCGUGUUACUGAAGAAGGAUGCGGACUGUGUCUAUCUGACCAAGGCAAAGCUGGAAGCAAAGCUGGAAACCCUAAAGCAGGAGAGAGAGUUCCUGAAGUGUGUGUCGGCUCAGGAAAUUGCUGAGCUGGAGACAAGCCUCUGUGAUAACUCCAUUGUUGUGAAAAUGGACAACAGCCGAGGUCUGGACAUGGAAGGCAUCCUCAGGAGCAUUGAUUGCUGGUAUGAGGAUGCAGCUCAGAAAAGCAAGACAGAGUUGGAUGCAUUGUACAGAACAAGGUACCAAGAGCUUGAGGAGGCAAAGAGGAGUCAUUGCAAUCAACUCAAGUCCCACCAGCAACAGAUUGAAGAGCUGAGUUUUGUGAUCCAGAGAUGGCAGUGUGACCUUGAAAACGUGAAGAAGCAGGUGUUCUCUCUGCAAAAAUCAGUUAGGGAUACUGAGCAGCGCGGGGACUGUGCCCUGAAGGAUGCGCAGAAGAAACACACGGAGCUGCAGAACGCCCUCCAGAAGGCCAAGAACGAGCUGGCUUCCAUGCUGCGGGGUUACCAGGAGCUGCUGAACGUCAAGCUGGCCCUGGACAUUGAGAUUGCAACCUAUAAGACUUUACUGGAGGGUGAAGAGAGCAGGAUAUGCAUUUGGAGCCCUGUGAGAGUGUUGAUCACCACACCUUGCAACAGCUCCUCUGGCUGCAAAGCCAGCCUGGGCUGUGGACCUGGUCCGCAGUGCAGAAGACGCGGGUCCUUCUGUGGUGCCAGGAGAGCAUCCCAGCUGGGAGAUGCUGCAGCCUGCCAUGGGGGGUUCACGUCGAGAAGUGCCGCCAGCUCAGCAGGGAGCAGAGCUUCCCCCGAACCUCCACAUUCCGCCUCCACGGGAGCCACGAUGAGCAGACAGGCGCCCACGGUGAGGUCCGUGCUGGGACGGAGAGGUUUCAGCUCAGCCUCGGAGAUCUGCGGCCGAAGCUUCGCCGCCUCCGCCUGCCAGCCCGCCCGCUGCGGGGCUGGCGCCUACAGCAGCAGGAGCGUCUGCAACCUGGGUGGAAGCAGGAGAAUUUCCUACGUGAACGGGGUCUGUGGUACUGGAUGUUUCGGAGACUUCGGCUUCGGAGGUGUAGGCUACGGUGGUGUCGGAGGAAGGGUCGGCCUUUGCGGCCCCAGGGGAUACAGCAUCAUCAGAGGCUACCCCGAUCGCAAGGCUGACGGCAUCCAAGGCAUCUGCAUCGACGAGCGGCUUCUGAAGCCCCUCUGCGUUGGGGUCGACCCACUGGAGCAUGAAAUACGCUGCCAGGAGAAGGAGCAGAUAAAGACCCUCAACACCCAGUUUGCCUGCUUCAUCGACAAGGUCCGCUUCCUGGAGCAGCAGAACAAGGUGCUGGAGACCAAAUGGGGCCUCCUGCAGCAGUACGUGCUACCGAAGAAAGGGAAGAACCUCGAGCUGUACUUUGAGAACUACAUCUGUGACCUGCGGAAGCGCCUGGACUGCUUGCUGUGCGAAAAGCAAAAGCUGGGCAGUGAAGAGUGUGCCACGAGCCAGCUGGUAGAGGAGUUCAAGUGCAAAUAUGAAGAGGAAAUCAACAGGCGUACAACUGUAGAGAACGAGUUUGUAGCACUCAAAAAGGACGCAGACUGUAUCUUCUUGAACAAGGAAGAGCUGGAGGUGAAGGUGGAUCUGCUAAGAAGGCAAUUGGAGUUGCUGAAAUGUGUGUUUGAGGAGGAACGAGCUCAGGUAGAUCGCCAGUUAUGCGACACCUCGGUCAUUGUGAAAAUGGACAACAACCGAGACCUGGACAUGGAAAGCAUCAUUAAGAACGUGGAGUGCUGGUACCAAGAAAUAGCCCAGAAGAGUAAAGAAGAAGUGGAUGCCUUCUACCAAACCAGGUUUCAGGAGCUUCAGGAUAAAAGGGGCAAGUAUUGCGAUGAUCUGCAGAGCAACAAGUGUGAGAUUUCAGAACUAACCCGGAUGAUACAGAAGUUGCAGUGUGAGCUGGAGAAUGUGAAGAAGCAGGUCUCCUGCCUGCAAACUUCCAUCUGUGAUGUUGAGCAGCGCGGGGACUGUGCCCUGAAAGAUGCACGGGAGAAGCACGUUGAGCUGCAGAACGCCCUCCAGAAGGCCAAGGAUGAACUGGCUUGCAUGCUGCGGGAUUACCAGGAGCUGCUGAACGUCAAGCUGGCCCUGGACAUUGAGAUUGCAACCUAUAAGACUUUACUGGAGGGUGAAGAGAGCAGGAUAUGUGUGGGGAACCCAGUGAGCGUGUCUGUGGUCAGCAGCGGCUACAAUAUCCCUGAAGACUGCGGGAUGCUGGCUGCGAACGCAGCCGCGUGUGGCUACGGCUCCCUGGGGAGGCGGUCCGGACGCCACAGCUCCCAGAAUGGAGGGUUCAGCUCCCGGAGCGCCGGGAUCCAUCCCAAGAGAGUCAUGAGCUCGGUGGCGAAGCAGUGCGUCCCAGAGGUGUACUGCCAAGCCGGGGGCGUCAGCUGCAAAAACGGGGGAUUCAGCUCCCGGAGCGGCGGGUACCCAGCCCGCACUGUCAUCAGCACGGGAAACCCGGGCUUGAAUGCCAGGAUCGGGGCUUGCCAAGCUGGUGGCGUGGUCAGCUUUGGAAACCAAGGCUGCGUCAUCAGGCAGCUGGGGGGCUCCCCGGUCGUUGUUGCAAAUGGCCCCGAAGUUGUGGGGUGCAACAAUGGCGUGGUGGGGAAUUUCGGGGUUGUCAGAGACCCCUGUGUUGUUCCGUAG